UUUUAAUUGAGGUUAUGAUUUUGUGUGUAGUGUGUACAUUUUUCCUUUUUUAGCUAAAAAUAAUUUAUUUAUAAAGCUUAUUUAUUAAAUAGUGAAGAUCUUCUUACAACUGAGAAACUAUAAAAAAAAAUGGGUUCCGGUACGAGCAAAACUAGAACUCUGACCGUCGAAAACGAGGACCCUACAAGCGUAAUUAAAGUUUCGGAUGAUGUAGCUGAACGCUUACGAGGUGCGGUACGUGCCUCAAAUCAAAAAAUCGCUUCCUCAGACAUUCCUCCACAAGUGGUACAAGUACCGGUAUACUUGCACGAGCCCUCGCUAACUAGUCUUCAGUUACGCCAACAAAAUAUAGCCGAACUGCAAAAAAACGAUGAAUACUGGCAUAAUCGAGUGGAAAAAAUCCAAGAUAACCACAAGAAAGUGAAACAAGCAAUGGACGAUGAAUAUAAAAAGGCCUUGGAAGAAUUUAAAACCGGCAAAGCCACUCAGAGCUUGAGAGAAAUCCCUUGUCUUGAUUCAAAGAAAGCUGUUAUAGAUUGUUAUAAGAGUAAUGCUAAGGAACCUAUGAAAUGUUCUAAAAUAGUUCAAGCCUUUCAAGAGUGUGUUGAUCAUAAGAGAGCUAGCUUAUUGGCUGCUAGGACUGGAUAGAGCGAUUGUAGAAUGCUUAAAUUAUUAUUGUAAUAUACGUUUUUAGUUGAAGAGAAAUAGUUUUAAUUGAACUUGGAUCUUGCAAAAUUAUUAUUGUUAGUAUUGUUUAUGUUUUAUCCUUUAUUUUU
Molecule: messenger RNA, 776 nt
Organism: Ceutorhynchus assimilis (cabbage seed weevil)
Lineage: Eukaryota; Metazoa; Arthropoda; Insecta; Coleoptera; Curculionidae
Source: the annotation of a GenBank genome assembly